This is a messenger RNA of Hydatigera taeniaeformis, 387 nucleotides long. The record is from the annotation of a GenBank genome assembly. NCBI's taxonomy places the organism in Eukaryota, Metazoa, Platyhelminthes, Cestoda, Cyclophyllidea, Taeniidae.
GUUCCUUUUCCGCCAAACUUCCUAAAGGUGGCCAAGGCCAUCUUGAAACGCCUUUUCCGGGUCUAUGCCCACAUCUACAAUGUACACUUCCGUGAGGUUCAACUCCUUGACGAGGCCACUCACUUGAACACCUCUUUCAAGCAUUUCGUCUACUUUGUACUUGAGUUCGACCUAGUACGAUCUGUGGAACUGGAGCCCCUGCAACCCGUAAUUGACGUGUUGACAGCACCUAAGACUGAUCGUCCCAUGAGUGGCAACAGUCCCAACAGUGGCACCUCCCACCAUCAAUCUGGAGGCAAAAACACUAACGGAGUGGUGCAGGUGGAGCCUCUGCCGCCGUCUCCUCCGGCACCACGACCAUCCACUACUUCCUCCACCCGAAAUUGA